Alligator sinensis (Chinese alligator) is the source of this 2563-nucleotide messenger RNA. RefSeq names its product UBX domain protein 6 (gene UBXN6). The transcript has 11 exons. The record is from RefSeq and is a predicted model, not a curated record. Gene Ontology annotation, cellular component: cytoplasm. The coding region runs from base 670 to 1995 and encodes 441 amino acids. NCBI's taxonomy places the organism in Eukaryota, Metazoa, Chordata, Crocodylia, Alligatoridae. Gene Ontology annotation, molecular function: protein binding.
CUCAGGACACCUCUGGGCAGUGGGAGAAAGCAUGUAAGAGUAGCUUGAAUGUUCAAGUAUCACAGUCAUGGGCGUUUUACUAUAGAUCCUCAUAGAGUAUAAUAAUUAUGAUAUGAAAAUAAUCAUUAUAAUAAUAAUUGGCAUUUAAGGGGCGUACAGUAUGUGGGGAGGGGUAGGAGGGCAGCGGGCACAGCUGGAAGGGGCUGCGCAAGGAGAAAAAAGGUGGGGAGCCUCCAGGGGAGAGGAUACCGGGGAGGGGAUAUGGGGUACGGAGGAUAUAGGGUGCAGGGCAAAGAGCGUACAGGGCAUAGAGGGGAUGUAGGGUAUGGAGAAUACGGGGUAAGGGGCACAGAGAGUAUAGCACAUAGGGGAUGCAGGGUAUAAAGGGUCUGGAUACGGAGGAUAGGAAAUACAGGGUAUAGGGGAUAUAGUAUACAGAGGGUAUAACGUACAGCAUAUAGGGUAUAGAGUCUAUAGGGUAUAGAGGAUGUAGGGGAUACAGGGUAUAGAGGGUACAGGGGGGAGGGGAGGGGAGGGGGGCUUGGGUGUAAAAGGCCCUGGAGGAAGCAUCAGGGCUAUAAGGAUCCUCAUUAGGGACUGCAGAGAAGGAAGAGUACAGGACCACGGAGAGGAGUGGGUAGAAGUUAUUGCCCGUGGGAACACCAGGGCAUGGAGCAAUGGCUACGAGCCGUGGGAGAAGCGUGGAGGCAGUGGGCGAGAGCAUCCGCAUGGGAAGUGAGAGGUCUGCAGAGUACGAGGGAAAGGGUCCACCAAGAAAAGUCAAAAGCUGAGACCAAACCUCGCCAUGGGCCCACCAGUGAAGCUCAGAUGGCAGCUGCUGCCGCCGUGGCCAGGCUGGAGCAGAAGCCCAAGCCUCGGCUCUCUUCGUCCCAAGAUGUCAUUAAGAGCCAGGUGAGGAAGGAGCUAAUGGCUGAAGCUGCUGCAUAUGAGAGAGGACCCUCCCCAGAUCACAAGGACCCUGAGGCUGCAGAAGAGGAAGAAUGUGCUGGACUCUCGGUAUCUGGAGUCUAUUUCAUUUGCCCGCUAACUGGGGCCACCGUAAAGAAAGACAAGCGGGAGGCACACAUCAGAGAGGCCAUCCUUUCACAUUCCUCUGAAGACCCAGUGGCUGCCUCGGUCAUGGAGAUUCACACCUUCAACAGAGACCGAGAGAAAGUGAAGCUUGGUGUUGAGACCAUCGCAAAAUACCUAGAUAACAUCCACCUCCAUCCAGAGGAAGAGAAAUACCAAAAAAUCAAGCUGCAGAACAAAGUGUUUCAGGAAAGGAUAAACUGUCUGGAAGGCGUGCACAACUUUUUCCAGGCCAUUGGGUUUGAGAAGAAAGCCCUACCUGUUCCAGGACAAGAGACCACAGAAGAAUACUAUGUGCUAAAGGAAGAAGUGUUGACUAAGUUGGAGGACCUCAAGGACUACAAGGACCAGCUCCUGAACUCUGAGCCAGUGAGGGUCCAGCUGGAUCGCCAGCUCUGUAUAUUCAAGCCUUCCCCUCAAGCUGCCCAGUUUGAACUGCCAAAUGACUUCUACAACCUCACUGCAGAGGAGCUAAAACGGGAGCAGAGGCUCCGGACGGAAGCAGUGGAGAAGGCCUCUAUGCUGAGGACAAAGGCUAUGCGGGAGAAAGAAGAGCAAAGGGAAAUGCGGAAAUACAAUUACACCUUGCUGCGAGUCCGGUUCCCCGAUGGAUACAUUCUACAAGGAACGUUCUAUGCCCGGGAGCAGGUCUCUACCCUGUACAAGUUUGUGAGAGAGGCCCUGCAGGAUGACUGGCUGCCUUUUGAGCUGCUUGCUCCUGGAGGUCUCAAACUGACUGAUGAAAACUUGGCUUUCAACGAGUGUGGGCUGGUUCCCUCUGCUCUCCUGACACUCUCAUGGGAUGCAGCUGUCAUGGCAGACAUAAAAGCUGCAGAGAAAGAAGAGGAAGCAAAAAGCCACUUGAAACCAGAACUCCUUUCUGCUGUCCAAACGCUGUCAUAAAAUAAACGGGAGCAGAUUCAGUGCUGUUGGGUCUGUUCAUGCUGUUCUGUCCUCCCCUGCAUUUCUCAGACAUCAGAACAGAAGCUGCUUCAACUCCUGUUCCUGCCACAGACUUGCUAGCUGGGGUCUGGGACAUCCAGGCAUCAGUCUGCCACUGCACUGGUCAGCUUCUGUCCACACCAAGAGCAGCUAUGGAAUAGGUGAGAACUUGGCCCAUUUUAAGCAGACUUACUACUCUGAAGACAGUCCUCCCCUGGGGAUUUCUGUUCUGUUGCUCUUGUACUUUUUUUUUUCCCCCCCCAGUUACUCUGUGGUUUUCUCUCUGUUGUGGACAGAAAGUACCUCUCUGUCCUUUACAGCAACAGAAAAAAAAUCUACCCUGUUAAAGUCUAGCAGGUCAAAGAUGAUUGUAAGACUUGUAGGCAGGACUAGUGUUCGGCUCUCUGUUAUGCUCCUACUGUAUAAAUUAAAUCCCUCUUAGGGGAAAGAUUUUUGUGUAAAAUACUUAUGUCACUUGUAACAAGAUCAGCUGUUGUUAUUCUGAUUAAAGGAAGUCUUUAGAAAUGCA